AUGAGGCUGACCUCCGAUCCUCACGUCGACGUGAAUGGGUGCCGCGGUUUCAAAGGCAAAGCAGGCCAGGCAUUGAAGUUCCAGACGGACUGGCUUGUGACAUGUUUUACCUCUUGCUCACUUUUCCAUUCUGAUCGCAUCCUCUCUUUAUUACCUAUUCCCUCCUCUGUCUCCAACCUCAGCGACGAGAGGGAAACCUGCAACCGGACCUUGAGGACUUCGGAAACAUAA
Molecule: messenger RNA, 231 nt
Organism: Protopolystoma xenopodis
Lineage: Eukaryota; Metazoa; Platyhelminthes; Monogenea; Polystomatidea; Polystomatidae
Source: the annotation of a GenBank genome assembly